This is a messenger RNA of Crotalus tigris (Tiger rattlesnake), 4330 nucleotides long. It is a transcript of the gene TRIM42, whose product is annotated as tripartite motif containing 42. Bases 75 to 2261 code for a protein of 728 amino acids. NCBI's taxonomy places the organism in Eukaryota, Metazoa, Chordata, Lepidosauria, Squamata, Viperidae. The transcript is spliced from 5 exons. The record is from RefSeq and is a predicted model, not a curated record. Gene Ontology annotation, molecular function: protein binding; ubiquitin-protein transferase activity; zinc ion binding. Gene Ontology annotation, cellular component: chromatin; nucleoplasm. Gene Ontology annotation, biological process: positive regulation of DNA-templated transcription.
AGGUAGCAGACAAGAAACAAGAGUAAGAUAGUGGAAGAGAAAGGGGGGAAACAUGUUUUUUCUUUUUUAAGAUUAUGACCAGCAGACCCUGUGCAUGUUGCAUGACUUGUCCUUGCUGCCCAGGGUGUAAUUGCUGUAAGAAAUGCCUCAGAAUAUGUGGCCCCAAACAAUCCAGCCUGUGCUGGAAGUUUGUGUUUACAGAUGAAAGGAACUGUGACUGUUGCUACUGCCCACAUGAUGAUGACACCACCUGCCAGUGCUGUCACUGUGCAUUCUCAGAAAGCCCCAACUGUCGCUGGUGCUGCUGCUCCUGUGCUAAUAAUAGAAACUGCAAGUGCUUGUGCUGUACUGAGGAGAAUAAUGAAUGUCAGUGCUAUGAAAGUAGGUGUUGCACUUUUCCAUAUUUGCCAUACAGACGUGGAGCUAAAUUACGAAAAAGACUCAGAAGCCGAGGGGCAAGUGAUACAUCUGUCAUUACAUUGGAUAAAGAGCCUUCUGGACAUGCUUUUAUUGACCAGCUUGUAUGCCCAUUGUGCCAACGAAUGUUUCUCCGCCCGUUUAUGUUGCCAUGCAAUCACUGCAUUUGUGAUAAAUGUAUCAUGCAGAGCAGACUGAAUGCUGAAAUUACAGAGAGUUUCUACAUCAUCACAUGUCCAAUCUGCAACAAAGCACAUUGCCUACCAUUUUCUAAGAAAAUGUAUCUGAGGAUUAAUUAUCUAAGGGCCAGAUUGGCUAGAAAGUAUAUGCGCCGAUACGGUUUCCUAAGAUGGAGGUUUGACAAAAGCUAUGUCCCAAUCUAUUGCCAGAUUUGUGACGAUCAAAAGGCGGACAAGAGAUGUUUGUCAUGUCAGCUGAACUACUGUAAUAUUUGCCUGAGGAAUUAUCACCAAGAUAUUUCCUCAUUAAAUCAUGCCUAUGCUAAAAUUAGUGAUGACAUCUGGGAAGACAAAACCUGCUUAAUCCAUGGUGAAACAGCGCUUUCCAAAUACUGCCUUGAAGAUCAUGAGCUACUAUGUGAAUAUUGUGCUGAGGCACAACAUAAUGAUCAUAACAAAGUUUCUUUAUCAGUAGCAUGUACAAAAAUGUCUGCUAUGUUAUUUACGACUAUUGCAAAGUUUAAAAAAGUCCGUUAUGUAAUUGAUAAUGACCUAAUGGAAGUCCUUGUAUUAAAAAACAAUUUUAAAUCUUACAAAGAAACCAAAAGGAAAGAGAUCAGGAAUGGUUUUAUGAGGUUACGGAUGAUAAUUCAAGAGCGUGAAAAAGAACUGAUGGAGGCAGUAGAAAACCUUGAACUUCAGAAACAAAAGGCACUUUAUGAAUUUGCAAACCAUGCAACAAGGAAAAUUGAUCAAAUGGACAGCCUCAUGCAAUAUUCUAAGGAAGCUUUAAAAGAACAGAGCCCUAUUGCAUUCCUGCAAUCUGCUUGGAGCUUAAUAAAGGAAGUAGAAGAUAUAAUUGCAAGUCUUUAUCAGCCCAACCCAUACCUUAAGGAAGACCCAAUAAAGCAUCUUAAAGUCAACUUUGAGGAACUUGCUGAAAACCUAGUGAGCAUUUUCCCAUCAAUCCGCAAUAAAUUACGAUAUGAACAAAUGAAUAAAAGUCCUUAUCCUUGCAGUUCUGAUAUCAUGAUUCCAAGGACUGUUUCAAGUGCACAUAUUUCAAACCCACUAGGACUGAACAGAAGUUUCUCCUUAUCGUCAUUUCAUUCACUGGCUGAUCAAACCUUUAUGAGCAAUGAACUGCAUAUUAGACCAAAAUCAUCACCUCCAACAGAGUUGAAAGGAAAUCAAUUGUAUUCUAUUUGGAAUGCAUCAUCAGAUACUUCAAAAGAUAUAAGAAACUAUCCAAGCUACGGACCCAGUUACAAUCCAGAUGUACAGGAGGAAUCUUCUUCACCUCCUGGUCUUGUCGUUAUUUACCAAACUCUUGUCUACCCAACUAUUGCUAAGCUUUAUUGGACCUGUCCAACAGAAGAAGUAGAUAGCUUUGAAAUUGCUUAUUAUGAAGUACUUGAUGAAGAGGCAGCUGAGAGUUUAAUCCAGCCACAACUCAUAGGAGUACUUACUGGAAUUGUACAACAGAAUCUAGAAAUACAUAAUCUGUCCCCUAAUACAGAAUAUCUCUUUAAAGUUCGAGCUGUCAAUGACAAUGGUCCAGGAGAAUGGAGUGAAGUCUGUAAGGUGAUGACUCCAGAUGUGCGUGCCAAAGUCAAAGCCAGAUGGGGACUGCUGAGAAAUGUUCAAUCUGCUUUCCGCAGAUAAUCCUGAACUACAGAUCUACAAAUCAUUUUAAGGAGGAAGCUGAAAGUAAGCUAUCAGAUAGAAUCCCAUUAUAUUUUUUCUUUUCUUCAUUCUUUUUAAAUUAAAUUUGUGAACUAGGACCUAAAAAUAUUCCUUCCAGAAUAAAGAGGUCCAUGAAAUAAAGAAAUUCAGCUCUUGUAUUUUAUGUUUUACAAUUUUCCACUUAAGAUGGUUAAAAAAUUACAUUGUUUAAGAAAUACAUGAUGAAAAAUCCCUUAAAUAAAUUCUGUGGUGUACCAAACCUUCAAAGGAACAUAAUAGAUAUGUUUUCAUAUGGGAAUGAAGGGCUCACUCUUUAUCUUGUCAGUCCAGAGACUUGGUCUGUGUUUCAUUUUAAUUGGAUAUUGAAAAUUACUUUCUGGAUAAAAUAUUUGAACAGUCCACCUAUUAUAGAUUGUGCCUGAAAUUUGUAGGAAUUUUAUAUGCUGUUUUCACUUCAUUUACUUAUCCUUUGGACUUUAGCAGAAUGCUGCUACAACAGCCAUUAUCAUCUGUACAUUUUAUACACGAUAGGCACUAUAUAGAUGAAUAUGUAAUAAAAAGUUCAGCAACUAAUAAAAAUUCAGCAGUUAAGUGGAAUUCAGUCCCAUUUAAGAGUCCAAAUAAACAUUCAUUUAUUGUCUUCAAGUUUUUCAAGCAUCAGAGUCUUCUCCAGUAACUCUUGUCUUUGUAUUAUGUGUCGAAAGUAUUUAAGCAUUAGUUUCACAAUUAUUGCUUCCAGUGAAUAGUUUGAUUUUACUUUAUCUAAUCUAGAAUUAUUCAUUAUUGUGUGGAUCAAGUAAUACUUAGCAAUUUUUUUCAGCACCAUCUCUCAAAGGCAUUUUUUCCCCUGCAGACUUUCUUAUGGAUCCAGAUUUCACAGCCAUAUGUUAGAACUGGGCAAAACAUUGCAUUGAUAAUACAUAUCUUUGUUGCCAGUUUCCUAUGUCUGCAUUACAAGAAUAUUAAACCAAUAGAAAAUUGGGAGCUAGUGUAACUGUUUUUUCAAAACAUUACUUAGCAAUAACCAAAUGUACUGCAAUGGAGCUUUGGCACCAUAUUUAGCAUCUUUCUGAACAGGCAUAAGAGUGUCCUUAUAUAUAUAUAGGACAUUACACAAAUAGAGAUUUGAGGAUACUAAUAGAUGAGUUAAUAAAGCUGAACUAUCCAUAUCAAACAUUUUUUCUUCAGUAAAGAGAUUCCAUUAACUGACUCAACAAGCUUUCCUAACAUACCGCCGGGUGGCUUGGACCAACUCACAUAAAUCCUAGUGAGCACAAUCAUGCAAAUUAGGCAAAGCUACCCCAGUUCAUAUUUUGGUGUCACUAUCAAUCUAGAAAUGUAAAUCAAGAAAAAGUUAUGGGUGCUAGACUAUUCUCAAAUAGCUAGUCAAAAAAUUGCAAGGAUAGACUUCCACAGAUACAAAAGUUCUGAUAAGUAAAUCUAAAUAGCUAAUGAAACUAUUGUGAAAGAAUUACAGUGUCCUCUGUAUCUGAAAUGCCUGUGUAUACUGAAAUCAAGGCUUGAACCACUGUGUGUUUCUUUACUUCCUAUGCACUAAGCCAUUCUCUUCUGGGCAAAUGUAUUGUUUUCCCUUUCUCUUGUUUUUAUAAUGAAUAGAUCUGAUACUAUACUAUUUACUUGUGACUAUGGGAGAACUGACUCUCAAAUAGGGCACCAAAUUCUGCAGCACAAUGAAUCACUUAAUAAAAAUUUUGCUUUAAAAAGAAUGUCUUUAUAUGUUUAAGAACAUGUUAGCACAGCAGUUAAAACUGAUAUAAAUUAAUACUAGCAAUCUAUGGACCUUUUGUUUUCUGUCAAAUUCAGCAGCUUUCUUUCAUCUUCAUUUUAUCAGUGGCCCUAAGGAUGCUUGUCAAACCCUUAUCUUAUUCUCAUCUGUUUGCUAAUUCAUCUCACUGUUUUUCUUUCCCUUGCUAACUUAAAAUUUGAUUGACUUAAUCACACUAAUCCCUCUUUGUUGCCAUUUAUAAACUUUGGGCUAUUAGAAGGACAUACCUUUCAGUGACACUUAGCAAAUAAAAAGUUUCUGU